AUGAACAUAAACAGUUUAACUUAUAAAAAUUAUAUAUGCGUCUACACAUGCAAGGCCGAAUCGGAGCACGGCCUCACCAGCACAUCCGCCGAACUCCGGCUACCCCUCGAAAAACCCGAAAAAAUUGAGAAACAAGAGGAGCACACCGUGGCCCCGGCCCCUGGGGAGCAGGAGCUCGAGUUCGCUUCGAAGACCUACGAGGACUCGGCCGUUUUCCAGAAGAAACGAGCCUCAAAAGAUGAGGAGGCUCAAGAAUCCGAAAAAGCCGACGUGACCGAGCUGAAGAAGAAGGAGGAGGAGUACAAGCUGCUCGUCAAGGUCGCCGAUUCUGUGGCCCAUUCGAUAGUGGCCAACAUCUUCAUGGACGCCAUGAACGAGGCUGUGAAGAUUAUCGUCCGUGAUUCCAGCCAACAGACAGACUCAAUCGCCGGCCCGCCCCGCUUCGACUCGAUCCGCGACGAGUUUGUGGCCCGCGAGGGCGAGGAGCUCAAGAUUGAGACUCGCGUCUAUGGGACCCCGACCCCGUUCGUCUCGUGGUACCGCGGCGAGCAGAAGCUGAAUGUCGAUCGAAACACCACAAUGGCCUACGAUAAGAGCGUCGUGUCGUUGACGCUCAAAAACGCCGAGGCGACCCAGGCCGGCACUUACUAUUGCCAUGCAACUAACGUCCAUGGUACGGCGGUACUGUCGUUGCGUGUCGUCGUCGAGAGUGCCGUCGACACCGAAGACGAGAACAGCAUGCUCCAAAUGACGGUGUCGAAAUUCGUGAAAACCGAAGACGGCUCGACGGUCAGCACAAAUGUCAAGGUUAACCAUCGGGAUGAGGAAUUCGAGCACAAGAUCACCGUCGUCGAGCCGGAGAAAGAGGUGGCUGAGCUCGAGACGGAGGCCGUUGAGACCUCGCUGCAUAUGGACAUCCCCAUCAAAUUCGAGAUGAUCCCCGCCGAGGGAGAACGAACUUCCACCGAAGAACAGGUGCAAGCCAACAUUGUGAUGAGCCGCGGCGAGUCGGACGUUGAGCAGGAUCUCGUGAUCGUGGGGGAUGAAGAGGUGGCGAUGGCUAGGGUCACGGAAAAGGAGACCCUCAAGCACACGCAGGAAGUGAUGCAGACAAAGGUAGGACAUCCUCCUCGAAAGCGGCCCCAAGGCUCGAGCACCACCGAGUCGAUGCACUCCAAAUCGCGGGUGCUUCUCGAGCGUCCCGGCGAGAAAGCCGCCCUGGCUACGGUAUUGCCCUAUGAGGAGAAGGCUCGCGUCCUCUCCGAGCGUAUCCUGGCCGCCCAGCAGCUUACCGUACCCCUGCAGGGUGUCAAUGAAGUGCUGAGUACGGUACUUGCCAUCAAGCAUCAGCACAAGGCCUAUGAAGCCGCCAAUGUUGAGGUCCGCCGUACGCCGUACACCUCCGAACACGUCGUCACCGUACUCGAGGGCGAGCUGGAAAAUAUCUCGCUGCAUAUUAAUGUACCUUCCACCGGAGCCCACGCUACGAUUGGCCUGGAUACGGUACUGCAGCGCCCUUCAACUUCACAGGCCGCCGACACGUCCGUCAAGCCGUCAAAAUCCAAGAAGAAGGCGAGAGCCGAGCACCGCAUCGUCAUCCUCGAGGGCGUCAGCAAGAGCUUUAAGGAAGCCAUCACGUGGAGCAUCAAAAAGGUGCAGAAAGCCCUCGGGCUGCAGGCUUCCAAGAAAACCGGAAGCAGCUUCGAGCUGUCAAAGCCGGGAGAAGAGGCGGAAGACGUCACUGCGACUCUGGAAAUGGAGGAAUGUGUUCCCGAGCUUUUGAGCAUCGCCGCUUCAGCCGCACAGGUCAAGCUGCAAAACGUGACGGUGUCGCUGGUGAAGCAGGGCGACGCCGCCCACCAGGAAUUGGUCAUCGCCUUUGAGGGGGCUGAGGAUGAAGAGGCUGAUGCUCCACAAAACGAGCAUGGAGUUGCUGAUCUCGUUUUCGACAACGAGACCUCCAGGAACGAAGAAGUCUUCCGUCGUGCCCCUCGCGACUACGCUAACGCCGAGGAGGAGGACGAUGAAGUCAGUGUCGUAGCUGUUUUCGUUGAGGUUGACGCCAGCUGCCCUGAUCAGUCGGUCGAAAUCGUGGCGACCGUCAGCUCGCCAGAUGAUGAGGAGGAAAUUCCACCGAGUGCCGCUGAAGAGCCGCCAAAAAUGCGGGCCGAGCGCUCGUUCUCCAUCUCGGAAUCGAUCUCCACCGCCCUGCAGCCGCCCAAAUUCCACAGGAAAUUGACGGACAAACAAGCCAACCCGGGCGAGCCGACCACAUUCAAAUGCAUCGUCACCGGGAUGCCGACGCCAGAAGUCGCCUGGACAGUCGAUGGCGAUGUCAUCAAGCAGGGAGAGGAUUACGACCUGAUCUACGAGGACGGUGUCUGUCUUCUAAAAAUCGUGGAAACCCUCCCUGAAGAUGAGGGCGAAUACCAAUGUCAGGCCACAAAUCCGGCCGGCACGGUCGUGACCAAGUGUUUCCUGAAGGUUCUCGGUAUGUUGAGUCGUUACUUUCAAAACACCGUCCGUUCAUUUGCAGGUGAGACGGUAAGCGAGCGGUCGAUGCCCGGAAUUAGGACAAUUCCCGGCACAAAUCAGGCCACUCGAUUCAUCCAGCAUGCACCUUCUAAGGUGUCAAUGCUGGACGAAGAAGAAGCGGACGCCGAUUUCCGGAUCCGGCUAUCCGAUAGCCCAGACUCAACCCACGGCCGGCUGGUCACCGCGGUCUCCGACUUCGAGCUGUUCAGAAUCGUCAACUACAACGAGGACCUAAAGGAGCGGCACAACUUCUACAAGUACUACGAGACCUCGUACGUUACAGUACGUAUUCGGGAAUUGGUGCAAGAGGAAUUUCUGUACGCUACACUCCAAGCUACACCCGGAAAGGUAUCGAAACGGCCUGAGCAAGAGCUAGAGCAUGAGGUAACUAAAGUACCACCACCAGUCCCGCCUCGUCCCAGCAAGGAGCUCAUUAAUAUGGUCCGCAAAACCAAGUCCCAAACCGAGGUGCUGCUCCAAAAAUCGGCCCACUGCUUCGUUGAGCUCGAGCUCAGGAGAGCGGCUGGAAACUUGGCUGAGUGCCAGGUCAGGCUCAAGGACUCUGAGGUCAAGCUCAGCCUAAAACGAAGCCUGGAAGCCCCAUUUUCUGGGCUAUGGAAAACAGAAUCCCGAGCCCAGCGCGAGGAGGGCAUCAGAAAUAUCGCCAAAAUCGCCCAGCAAGUCGAGGCCGAGCUCGGACAACUCGCUCAUGCUCACCGACCAACCACCACCGAGGAGCAAGACCUCAAGGAGAUCGAGAGGUCAAUUCUCGCUGUAGCUGAGAGCCUAAUGUCCGAGAAGCCCGUCUCCAAAGCCCAAGCCGAGGCCAAAAAAGAGCUGUUGCGCGCCGCGCUAGCGGACAUGAUAUUAAAUCCGCCUUCCACGAAUUAUGGAAAUUACGAAAAUGGAUCGAGCUCAAAUUUGGAACUCGAAAAAAUUGAAAAGUCUGCUGGGGAAAUCGAUAAAAUCGAAAGUUCCAGAGUAAAAUCCCCGAUACAACAAUUACGCGAAAAUUUGGACGUGAUUGAAGAAUCGCUAAUGGAAGAGGUACCAGAUUUUGAUGAAACAUCAGAAAUUCUGGAUUCUGAAGUGAGGAAUAUCAAUUUGAAUCUGAAACCCCCGAAGCCGAGCGGCUUGAAAAGCCCCAAAAUCAAGCGCGUGCCCAGCCAGGAGUUGAUGAGGAUGACCCCGUUAACUACGAAUAUUCGCGACCAGCUGGACGUCUUGGAGACGUUGAUCGAGGAGGCGGCCAAGGAGGAGCGAAAUCUGCAUAAUUUGCAUAAUGAGGGAGACUCGAAAAGUACCGUAAGAUCUGGAAUUCACGACCUUUUCGUGCAAAUUAAUGCGGAGAUCAUCACGAUCAAGCAAUUUUGCGGGAAAAAGCUCUCGAAAAAGGGCGCAGAUGCGGUGAUGCAGGUCUUGAAGAAGCUCAAACGCCGUGAGCAAGCCGAGAGCGCGUUCGCUACCGUAAUCUUCCGGAGCUUCUCGAGGUCCCACAGCGAGAACUGGGCGAGCAGCUCGAUGCGGUACAGCUACAGUUACAAGACGGACAAGAGCACGGACAGCUUGCGGACGCUGACGCUAACUGAAGCUGAUCAGGAAGGUCCGGAACAGGAGCAAGAUGAUCAUGAAACAACGCCGGCGGAUAAGAAGAAAACCGACGAGUUCAAGGAGGUCAUCGAAAAGGUGGACCUGCACUUCUCGAGAACGCCCCAGAUGGAUUUUUUGAAUGCGAUCAUCAUCACGAAGGACAACCUGUCCGAGGAGGGCAGCCAGCCUUUCCUGUUCGACUCGGCGGAGUUGCUGUGCACCACCGACACCCCGAAACGCCUCUCGCGCGCCUCGGCCACUAUUGAUGCGCUCCGGAUGGAGGCGCUGAAGGAAAUGGAUUCGCUGGAGCAGAUUUUCCGGGAUAAUGAGGAGCUGCUCGGAAUGCUGGAUGAGGCCCGAGAAGAAGCCAAGAUUCAAAAGGAAAUUGAGGAGACCGCCUCGAAAAAGUCAUCGGAUUCGUCUUCUAAUGGCUCCUUCGUCAUCGUGCCAGAGCGCCCAAAAACUCCAAGUCCGGACAAGCAGCCGGCUUCGGAAAAUGAAGCUCGCGAAGCCAGCGAAGUCCCAUGCGUCGAAGCAUACUGCGAUACGGUACUCGUGGCCAGGAAACCGGAGGACGAGACGGCCCUCCGGGAAAUAGCCGCCUAUAUCGUGGACCCGGGGGAGGAGGAGGAUACGGUAGGACUACCGUAUGAGGAGGGGAUGGACUCGAAUGAGAUGCUCUUCGUCAUGGAAGCCCGGGAAUCGUCGGUGGACGAGCAGCGUUUAGGAGUGUACUAUCCACAAACUCGCGAUGAGACCUCGUCAAUGCAACUCGUAUGCGAGGAAUCCGACGCCGGGACGGAUACCGAAAAUUCCGGGAUGAUGCGAGGCCAAGCAACCGGGAUGCCAUUAAUGCGCCAAGGGGACUACCCCUUAAUUCGAUCCCCCGAAUACGAGGACAUCCACGGCGAACUGCUCGAAGAGAUGCGGAAACGCGACGCGGAACGGGCGCAGAGAGACGAGGCGACGCGACGCGACACGCCGCGCAAGGCGUCGCAGAACGGCAGAGAGGAUACGGUUCGACAACCGUAUCUGCUAUUCCGCGACGAGAACUACGUGGUUGAUGAGUCGGACCUCAACUCGACCUCGGAACACCUGAGCAUCAGCGCUGCCG
Molecule: messenger RNA, 5239 nt
Organism: Mesorhabditis spiculigera
Lineage: Eukaryota; Metazoa; Nematoda; Chromadorea; Rhabditida; Rhabditidae
Source: the annotation of a GenBank genome assembly